CAGUCAGAAUCCGGAAGAAAAACAAUCUGAAGGGAGCAGUGCUGCUGAGACCGGAGACCAGGGGCUGUUCCGGCUCGUACUAGCUGCAGCGCGGAGACAGGAACCUACCAGGUCACCGGGAGGGAAUAAUGUCGGCUGUGAGUCCAAGGAGGCCGAGCGCACCGAAAAGCUUUGCACUCAGCAUACAUGUUGUAACAUGGAAUGUGGCCUCUGCAGCCCCCGCCGAGGACCUCAGUGACCUACUUCAACUGAACAACCAAGACCUGAAUCUGGACAUAUAUAUCAUUGGUUUGCAGGAGAUGAAUUCUGGAAUCAUAAGCCUUCUUUCUGACACUGCUUUUGAAGACCCAUGGAGCAGUUUCUUCAUGGAUAUGCUUUCCCCACUGAACUUCGUCAAGAUCUCUCAAGUCCGUAUGCAGGGGCUUCUCUUACUGGUCUUUGCCAAGUAUCAACAUUUGCCCUACAUCCAGAUCAUCUCUACAAAAUCCACCCCUACUGGCCUCUACGGGUACUGGGGGAACAAAGGGGGAGUCAACGUCUGCCUGAGGCUCUAUGGUUACUAUGUCAGCAUCGUCAACUGCCACCUGCCUCCCCACAUGUACAACAAUGACCAGCGUCUGGAGCACUUUGACCGAAUCUUGGAGAGUCUGACUUUUGAGGGAUGUGAUGUCCCCAACAUCCUGGACCAUGACCUCAUUCUGUGGUUUGGAGACAUGAACUUUCGAAUUGAGGACUUUGGGUUGCUCUUUGUUCAGGAGUGUAUAACAAGGAAGUACUACAGAGAGCUGUGGGAGAAAGAUCAGCUCUUCAUUGCCAAGAAACAUGACCAGCUGCUCCGGGAGUUCCAGGAAGGCCCACUGCUCUUCCCACCCACCUACAAGUUUGACAAGCACUCCAACAACUAUGACACCAGUGAGAAAAAACGUAAGCCUGCGUGGACUGACCGCAUCAUGUGGAGGUUGAAGCGGCAGCCGUCCCAAGCCAGCCCCCUGGCCUCCAGUCUACAAACGUCCUGCUUCUUGCUGACGCUGAAGAACUACAUCAGUCACAUGACAUACAGCAUCAGUGACCAUAAGCCUGUCACUGGCACUUUCCACUUGGAGCUGAGCCCACUGAUGUCUGCCCCACCGAUCACCAUGAUGCCUGAGUACCUGUGGACCACAGAGAACGACAUGCUGAUCAGCUACACCUCCACCCCAGAGUUCGUCAGCAGCCCCUGGGAUUGGAUCGGACUAUACAAGGUGGGGAUGCGCCACAUUAAUGACUAUGUAUCCUAUGUCUGGGUCGGCGACAACCAAGUCUCCUGUGGUAACAACCCAAACCAGGUGUAUAUCAACAUCAGUGCUAUCCCUGACUCUGAGGAUCAGUUUCUUCUCUGUUACUAUAGUAACAACCUGCACUCUGUAGUGGGUAUAAGUCAACCCUUCAAGAUCCCGUUUCGCUUCUUUUUGAGAGAGGACACACUGUGUGAGCCUGAACCACAGAUCUGAGCCCAGAUGGGAGUGAAUGAAUCCAGGGCGGAGGCUAGAGCUGGAAGCCAGCUCUGGCACAGCACUGCCAGCAGUCUGGCCCAGCCCCUGAGGAGGCAGCUGAGUAUCCUCCAGCUCCCCACCUCCCAGGGGAGCUCAGCCAGAUUCCUCUGCUCGCUCCAGGCCAGAUGAACUGGCCCUUUAAUACAGCUUUUUGUUACAGAGAUGUGAUUGAAACAGAGUAGUGUGUCAAUGGUGAAGACUUGGAGACAGUCCACUGCAUAUAGACUUGCUUGCUUCCACUAGCUUGCAUGCUAUUUCUUUUUUCUCCCUUUCAUAAACACUCCCUCUCACAUCCAAGCAGUCAUGCCAGGCACAUGCCCUAUCUGGCUCAGGCCUGCAUUCCUAUCACACCAUCCCCGGCCUCGGGCUGCCCUGGGAGGAGGGAUGUUCACAUUUGUACAGGCCCUGUCAAUUGGGUGGCAUGAACAGCACUGGGUUCCAAAAGUCUUGGCAUUUCACCGUUUGUCCCCACAGGGAUGAGCAAAGGCUCUGAGAUCCUGCUUUGAGCGGAAGCACUAUGAUAAAAGGAGAUAGUAAUGCCCAUCUCUACUGUGGAAAGUGGACUCUGAUCAGGAGGUUCUAGGGCCUAAGGUUAGCUUCUGCGGGUGAGCGCAGCUCCAUGUCCCCACCUGCCCUUUACAGAGAGUUGACAGGUUGUGGAGGAGCCAUAGCCACUGUCCUCUAGGGUGGUCUUCAGAUCAAGCUCAUCUUCAUUGGCAAAGCACUGCUCCUCCCUCUGGGCCCUGCUGGGACCUAGAAAUGGGAAGCAGCGAGAAGCUAGGUUCAAGACAUUCUGAAGGACCUAGUGGCAGGAAGAAGCUGCCUGUCCUUAUUCCUGACAAUUACCCUCUGCCAACAGUGACUCAAUGCCUCUUCUCCCAGGAGAAGACACCUCAGGGAGUCUUGCCCUGUAAUUCUCACAUCCAUCCUGUGACCCAAGAGUCAUUCCAAUUGCUCCAGGCUCUGUAUUCUAUCCUGGGAGCCACCGGGUGUUAAGAAUAACUCCCCAGGCUUCUAGUGGGCUGUGGCUGUCUGUUCUCUGUGUGUUGUUAUAUUGGAAGAUAAUUAUAAAUAUGGCUUUUA
Messenger RNA from Grammomys surdaster, 2615 nucleotides. RefSeq names its product inositol polyphosphate-5-phosphatase K (gene Inpp5k). The record is from RefSeq and is a predicted model, not a curated record. Gene Ontology annotation, cellular component: endoplasmic reticulum; cytoplasm; plasma membrane. NCBI's taxonomy places the organism in Eukaryota, Metazoa, Chordata, Mammalia, Rodentia, Muridae. The transcript is spliced from 12 exons. The coding region runs from base 129 to 1490 and encodes 453 amino acids. Gene Ontology annotation, molecular function: phosphatidylinositol-4,5-bisphosphate 5-phosphatase activity; phosphatidylinositol-3,4,5-trisphosphate 5-phosphatase activity; inositol bisphosphate phosphatase activity. Gene Ontology annotation, biological process: negative regulation of glycogen biosynthetic process; negative regulation of phosphatidylinositol 3-kinase/protein kinase B signal transduction; phosphatidylinositol dephosphorylation.